ACGGAAGAAGAAGAAGUAGUAGAAGAAGAAAGAGUAGAGGUGCCUGAAGCAGAAGGUGGAGUGCCAGAAGAGGGGGCAGGUGAUGAUGAUGAUGGUGCUGAGGUCAGGGUGGCUAUGAAAAGGUCUCUAGCUGGGGCUGCCACUUAUAGAUGUUCAUUUAAAAAUGAAUGGACAGUGAAAUGGCCAUUUAUAACAGUAGGCACCACCAGCUCGUACUAUUGGUGCUCUCUCUGCAGGCAAGAGAAUUCUUGUUGCCAUCAAGGCGUAGCAGAUGUGCAGCGGCACAUUAAAAGCAAAGCGCACAUAUCAAAAGAACAGGCACUGCAGUCCACUAGCAGAAUUGGACAAUUUUAUACUCCAGUUGCUGUUGGUGGCAUGACAACGCAGGAGUCCAAGGUAUGGUCCUGGUCAGAAAGUUUUCUUUCCCAUCAUGUCUGAUUAUAAAAAAACCCUAUAUAUUAUAUUAUACUGUAUAUUUAAAAUAAUUGUGAAUAAUUACCAUUAUUUUCUGUUUAAGACAAGGAGAGCUGAAGUGAAAGUGGCUGUGGCCAUGGUGCAGCACAAUGUGCCAUUUGCCGUCACAGACCAUUUGAGUCCUUUGUUGAAGAAUUGUUUUAUUGACUCCCCCACUGCACAACAAUACAAGUGUGCCAGCACUAAAACAACCUGCAUUAUAAAUGAAGCUGUGGCACCACACUUCAAGGAGGAGCUGGUCAACAACAUGAAAAGCAAUCCAUUCACGCUUAUUACAGACGGCUCCAAUGACACAGGUGUUAUAUUGACAGCCAAUUGAGAUCUUUUUACAGUACACAUUUUUACAUGUCAGGGGUAGGCUUAUGUAAUUUGUCUAAUGCAAUGUUUAAACUUAUAGGACGUGAGAAAAUGAACCCCCUUACUGUCCGGGUCUUUGAUGGCCAGACUGUUGUGCACAGAUUCCUGGAUAUGUGCACAACAAGUGGGCAGCGCUGUGGUACUGCGGAGGCCAUAUUUCAGCAGAUAAAUGCUGCCCUUGGCAAAAAUAACAUCCCUUGGAGCAACUGUGUUGCUUUGUCUAUUGAUAAUGCCCCAGUAAACACAGGGGCCAGGAAUUCCAUUGCCUCCAGGAUACUGGCAGAGAAUCCCAGUGUAUAUAUCCAUGGGUGUCCAUGCCAUAUCGUGCACAAUACAGCAAAACAUGCUGGGCAGGGUUUCAUGGAAGUGUCUGGAUUUGACCCCGAAGACCUGGCUUUUGAUGUGGGGCACUGGUUUCGAGGCAGCACCAACCGCAAAGGCUACCUCACAGAAUUCUGUGACUUGCAUCAGUCAGAGUAUAUGGAGAUCUUGUCGCACAUCUCCAUCCGUUGGCUGAGCCUGGAGCGGUGCUUGACUCGUAUUCUGCAGCAGUCUAAGCCACUGUGCAGCUAUUUCCAGUCAGCCAAUGAGAAACAGCCACGAUUCACCAGGCUUGCAGGUGCCUUCUCUGACCCAAUGACAGAGGUAUACCUCCUGUUCUAUCAGGCAACAUUGCCGACCUUCACCUCCCUGAACCUCCUUCUUCAGAGGGACAAGCCAUCCAUCUUUCUUCUCUAUGAAGAGAUGACCAGGUUCAUCCGCAAGUUGUGCGGAAGGUUCUUGCAAGUCCAGGCAUUGCAGGGCACAGCUGUGGAGGACAUCAAUUACAACGAUCCAUCCAACCAACUGUCUGGACAAAAGCUGAAUGUUGGCUUCACAACCAGGACAACCCUCAACCGGCUCCUGGAGGCAGGCGAUAUCACCCCACAGCAGAUGGAGAGGUUCCACCAGGCUGUACUGGCAUUUCUGAUUGGUGCAGUAGAGUAUGCCAUGGCAAAGCUGCCGUUCAAGGAAAGUCUGCUGAAACAUGCCAGAUUUGUUGACUUUCAGCAGAGAGUGGACUGCGAUGUCAGUGAUGUGGCUUACUUUGUGGAAAGGUUUCCCAAACUGCUUCCAUUUGGAGCACCAGAGGAGCAAGACAGGCUGGCAGAGGAGUUCCAGGAAUACCAACUAAUGGAGGUCCCGGACUCCCAGCAGGAGGUCGAAGCUUUCUGGGAUGACCUGUCCUCCCUCAAGAAUAGGGUGACUGGAACGCCCAGAUUUGCAAGACUGACUGCAGCAGCUAAGCUGGUAUUAAUACUACCACACUCAAACGCGGAUGCAGAGAGGGUCUUCUCCAUGGUAGGGUUAAACAAAACCAAAACCAGGAAUUCCUUGGCUCUGGACGGAACCCUCUCAGCUAUAAUGACCGUGACAGUGGCUAGCAUUGAGCCCAAUUGUUUCAAAUGGGAGCCCCCAGUGUCAGUCAUUAAGGCAUCGAAAUCGGCUACUCACAAAUACAACACCCAACAUCGCUCAUAAACACACACACACACACACA
Molecule: messenger RNA, 2371 nt
Organism: Engraulis encrasicolus (European anchovy)
Lineage: Eukaryota; Metazoa; Chordata; Actinopteri; Clupeiformes; Engraulidae
Exons: 8
Coding region: 820-2352 (510 amino acids)
Source: RefSeq, a predicted model, not a curated record